Messenger RNA from Rotaria sp. Silwood2, 688 nucleotides. Lineage: Eukaryota; Metazoa; Rotifera; Eurotatoria; Philodinida; Philodinidae. The record is from the annotation of a GenBank genome assembly.
AUGCACGAUAUGAAAGUUUUACAUAUAAUUCUAAAUGUAGCAUCAAAUCGUGAAGGUCUUUGUGCAUUAUCAUCAAAUAGCGAUAAUUCUUAUUUAGCCUAUCUGGGUAGAUCACUAACUGGUCAGGUACAAGUUUUUGAUACAUUAAAUCUAAAACCAGGUAUUAUUAUAAGUGCUCAUGAAAGUCCACUUGCUGCAAUGGCUUUUGAUAUGAGUGGAACAAAAUUAGCAACAACAUCAAAUAAAGUAUUUAAUUUUUUGAAAAUAUUGCUUUUAUGGACUUUUUUUAAAGGAAACGGUAAUUCGUGUUCAUAGUGUUGCUGAUGGUACACGAGUUUUUGAAUUUCGUCGAGGACUAAGACGGCAUAUAGAAACCUCUAGAGAAAAAUUGUUAAACCAAUAAAGGUACAUAUCAAUAAAAUUUAUGUGUCGGAAAGGAUUUAUGUUAAUAUAACAGAAUUUAAAAUUUUCAAUUUGCUCAAUAUUGAGCGAAUGAUGUAAAAGUUCUUGAAGUAAUGUUACUAUAUUUUUUUAUCGGUUCAGACAUCCUUUCUGACAAACCAAGAAUACAUACGGAAAAUAUACAUGGAAAACUCUUUCUAACAAUGAUGUGUUCAAGACAAAAUUCUAUCACAUCUUGUUUUUGAGUAUUGAGCAAAUUAUUCGAUUGCACUAAAAUGUUUUCUGU